Bombus pascuorum is the source of this 734-nucleotide messenger RNA. It is a transcript of the gene Tspo, whose product is annotated as translocator protein. Bases 158 to 673 code for a protein of 171 amino acids. Gene Ontology annotation, cellular component: mitochondrial outer membrane. The transcript is spliced from 4 exons. NCBI's taxonomy places the organism in Eukaryota, Metazoa, Arthropoda, Insecta, Hymenoptera, Apidae. The record is from RefSeq and is a predicted model, not a curated record.
UAUAUUCAUGACGAUUUAAAUUCAUCGUAAUCAUUGUUACCAAUGUACGUAAUAACGGAUGUAACAAGUAAAAGUGUGUAGGUGUGCCGAUAGUUCUGCGAAGUAAGUGUAAGCAGUAUUUUGAAAAAUAGUCAAAUAAUAUUUCCUUCUAAGUAAAAUGCCUGUAAAAAUAUCUUGGCCGGUUGUGGCAGCUGUUAUUUAUCCAAAUAUAGGAGGAUGGGCUGGAAGUUAUAUCACUAGAAAAAAUAUCAAACCCUGGUAUGAGUCUUUAAAAAGACCAUGUUGGACUCCACCAAACUGGGCAUUUGCUCCAGUAUGGACAACCCUUUAUUGCACAAUGGGGUAUUCUUCAUAUUUAGUAUGGAGAGAUGGUGGUGGUUUCAGAGAAGCAAUAGUACCUCUUUCUAUUUACGGAACUAAUUUAAUACUAAAUUGGUCUUGGACACCACUGUUCUUUGGAUUACACAAGAUAAAAUGGGCUUUGUAUGAAAUUGUUUUAUUAUGGGGAAGUACUGUAGCAAUGGGUAUGUGUUUUUAUCAUGUGAAUUCACUUGCUGGUUGGUUGACUAUUCCAUAUUUAGCAUGGACUACUCUUGCUACAGCAUUGAAUUACACAAUUUAUAAGGAUAACAAACCAAGUAUUGAACCAGCUGUGGAUGAAAAGAAAAAAUAAAACACUUGGUGAUACUUCUGUAGCAAACAACAUUAAUAUAGAUCACCUAAUGAAAACAAUA